Molecule: messenger RNA, 519 nt
Organism: Nicotiana tabacum (common tobacco)
Lineage: Eukaryota; Viridiplantae; Streptophyta; Magnoliopsida; Solanales; Solanaceae
Source: RefSeq, a predicted model, not a curated record
AAUGGUCGCCCUGUUCUUCAACCAAAUAGCAACAUAGUUCCUUUUUUUGAACGUCGUAACUCCCUUAAAAAGUCACAUCCAACAAUAACUUUUGUUGUUGUAUUACAGCUUACUACCAGUGCUCCUCCUACUUCAAAUUGCAGUACUAAAGUUAAAAUUUUAGUAACAACUCCACCGAUCUCUCCUAAAAUGAAAUCACCUAGACAACCAGUUAUCAAAAGAGGUAAUAUUGAUCAUAAUGGCUUGACUUCAAGUGCUGAAAAUGUUUUGUCUCCGAAAGUCGAAGCUCUAGGAAGCAUAACAGUAGCAAGAAGGGAACAAGUUGCAACCGCGCAAGUUCAAAGAAAAAUAAAAAUUGCUCAUUAUGGAAGAACAAAAUCUGCCAAAUACGUAGGAAAAAUAUCUUAUUUUAACUCUUCCUCUCUUUCAGCAGCUAAUUCGAAUCCUCGAGAGGGAAAAAGGUGCAGUUUUAUCACGCCUAAUUCUGUUAAUUUAAACUCCUAUAGUUUUCCAAAAUGA